AGUAUUCGAAUUUUUAAAUUUGUCAGAUGUAUAGUUUGUGUUUUAUUCCAAUAUAAUAUCACUUAUUUCAAUUCGAUGUUAGAGGGUUACAUUACCUAUUAAGGAUUAUCAGAGUUACUAUGGACGAAGAUGAUAAAACCAGUACUUUCUUAAGUGUCUUGAGCACCUUCUCAAGUAAUCUUUUCGAUCAAUUGUUUAUCUUUAAUCCUGGUAAGAAUCUCAUAUGCUCACCUCUCGCCAUACACACCUGCUUGGGAAUGUUGCGCUUGGGCGCUAAGGAAGGGUCUACGACUGCUCAGGAGUUAGACAGUAGAGUUGGAUUUACCUCUAGUCAUGAAGCGGAGAUAGCCGAGGAUUUUCAUAAUACUUUGAACUCUUAUCAGGAGGCCAGCGUGCUGCACAUGGCCUACAAAAUGUACCUAAUGCACAACUAUGAGAUACGUGGGGAAUUUCACAAUAUACUGACUGAGAAAUUCCAUUCGGAGCCCGGUAUUAUUAAUUUCUCUGAGAACAUAGAUGCUGCAAACACCAUAAACGAGUGGGUUGACACAAAGAUGAAUCAUCUAAUAAAGGAUGAAGUCAGUCCGGAAAUCUUUGACGACAGCACCCGCAUGGUUCUCAUCAGUGCGGCUCACUUCAAGGCCGAGUGGAAUAUACGAUUCGAGCCGAAGGCAACACGCAGAGAAUUUUUCCACACGGAUAACCAGAACAAAUACAAAGUACACAUGAUGAAUGUUUUUCAUGAAUACUACUACGCGGAAUUGAAUGACCUCGAUGCGAAAGUCCUGCGUUUGACCUUUAGAAAUACAGAACUACAAAUGCUGAUCAUUUUGCCCAACCAGAAAAUGGGUCUGAAGAAUUUAUUGGGAAUGUUAACCAGAAAACCUUUGCAGAAUAUUAUUGCAGUGCUCACCCUAAGGCGAGUCAAUUUAAAAUUGCCAAAAUUUUCGACGGAAUUCGAACAGGAAUUGACGCCCAUUUUCAUAGAGUUAGGAGUCAAAAGGGUUUUUAUCGACAAAGCCGAACUUGGCCAAAUGUUGGAAACGGAUCAAGUGCUAAAAGUCUCUAAAAUUCUCCACAAAGCAUGCAUCGAGUUCAACGAAGAGGGAAACGAGGUCGAGCCCUUGGGCGAACCGAUUGUACAGAUGGUCAGGGGCAAACCACGAUAUCCGCCCCCGCCCGUCAACUUUUUUGCGGAUCAUCCCUUCUAUUAUGCCAUCUAUGACGAAAACCAUGGUCCACUUCUCGUAGGCGGCCUCCAAGCACCAGCGCCUGCCGGUUGUAUUGAUAAUCCAAAGAAGCCCUGCUCUUGCGAGAGAUGAGCUUAGAAAUCCUAUAGGGAGAACUAUACCGAACUAUAACUAUACUAUAUCAUAUCAGUUGAUUCUUAUAGGUGUGUAACCCUAUUAAUAAAGCUCAAAAUUUGUUGAAAUUUAGUGUGAAAUAAACGCAAGUUUUACAAUAACAA
Drosophila montana is the source of this 1468-nucleotide messenger RNA. Its product is annotated as serine protease inhibitor 42Dd-like. Lineage: Eukaryota; Metazoa; Arthropoda; Insecta; Diptera; Drosophilidae. The record is from RefSeq and is a predicted model, not a curated record. The transcript has a single exon. Bases 120 to 1322 code for a protein of 400 amino acids. Gene Ontology annotation, molecular function: serine-type endopeptidase inhibitor activity.